AUGGGUGUAAUUGGUGCACUUUCCGAAGUGACAAGUGCCAGUGAGGAUGCUCUUCGACUUCUUCUCUCUGUUCUAGCUGGGUACCCUCUCGCUGUGGUCCAUCGCACCUUCUUCUACAAUAAGUCUGCGCAAAUCCAACAGAUCUUCUUCAUUCUCGUCGGUCUCUCCAUCUGGUACUUCAACUGCGGCACGGCGGUGAUUCAUCCGAUUUUAUCGAUUUUCGGCGCAUGGAUCAUUACGAAUUAUAUGCGAGGAACCGAUGCAUCAGUCUACGCGGCACAUGGUCUCUUCUUGGGACAUUUAUUAUUUGGAUAUUGGCAUCACGAGACGGAUACCUAUGAUAUUACAUGGACCACGCCUUUCUGCAUUAUGACUCUUAGAUUCAUUGGUCUCGUCAUGGACAUUUACGAUGGAGCGCAGAAGCCCGAAUCACUGAAACCCGAUCAAAAGCUGACGGCUAUCACUGAUAAGCCAAGUUUGAUGGAAAUCGCCGCGUUUGGAUUAUUCUUCCAGGGAACGCUGGUUGGACCCCAAUUCACUCUAUCGAAAUUCCGCUCGUUUGUCAAUGGUGAUUGGUUGGAUUCGGAGGGAAAACCACCCAAAUCUGCAUUCAUGCCCUCGAUCGGCCGUUUCCUUGCCGGCUGCACCUACAUGGUCCUCCACCAAUGGGGACAAUUCUGGAUUCCGGACAAAUGGUUCAAUUCGGAUGCAUUCUAUGGACUAUCAUUCUUCUGGAGAUGGUCGUGGGUCACUCUGUGGUUCCGACUGACAAUGUACAAGUACUGUGCGAUGUGGCUUAUCACUGAGGGAGCAUCCAUUCUAUCUGGAUUGGGACACAAUGGAAAGGAUAAGGAGGGCAAUGAUAAAUGGGACGGUGUUCGCGACUUGCACAUCAUCAAAUGGGAAACUGGACACGACUACAAUUCAGUCGUCGAAUCGUUCAAUUGUGGAACGAAUACGUUUGCAAAGAACCAUAUCCAUCGCCGCCUCCGUUGGCUGAACAACAAGCUGGCAUCUCAUGUGGUGACGCUAUCUUAUCUUGCAAUUUGGCAUGGCUAUCACCUCGGAUACUUCCUUCUCUUCGGCGUCGAAUUGGGAUGUGUUCAGGCUCAGAAUCAGUUGUACGCACUGAUUAAAAGGACACCCGGAUGGUCGGAGGCCAUUGCUCAGCCAAUUGCUCGUCCGUUCAUCUGGUUGUUUGGAAAGAUUGUCAUCUCGUAUUCCAUGGGUUUCGCGUUCUUGAUGUUCGGACUCAUCAAGACCAAGUAUUGGAUUGGGCCCGUCAAAUCGCUCUACUUCAUCGGCUUCUUCAUCUAUUUCGUCUUCUGGCCAAUCCUCCACAUCGUCCUUCUCCGAGUCUUGCCACGUCAUCCAAAGAGACCAGAAGAGGCGGCGAAGACUACUGUCGAAACCAAAAAGGAACUAUAA
Caenorhabditis briggsae is the source of this 1428-nucleotide messenger RNA. NCBI's taxonomy places the organism in Eukaryota, Metazoa, Nematoda, Chromadorea, Rhabditida, Rhabditidae. The record is from RefSeq and is a predicted model, not a curated record. The transcript is spliced from 8 exons. Gene Ontology annotation, cellular component: membrane. Gene Ontology annotation, biological process: phosphatidylcholine biosynthetic process; lipid modification. Gene Ontology annotation, molecular function: lysophospholipid acyltransferase activity; 1-acylglycerophosphocholine O-acyltransferase activity. Bases 1 to 1428 code for a protein of 475 amino acids.